AUGGCUCUCGCACUCGGACAUGAUGAGCUUGAAAAGCAAGCCGCCAUCGUUGAUGAGCAGAGGCGACAAGAAGCAACGCGUACGGAUGCGUCCUCGAGAUUCAUCCUCGAUAUCCAGAGCUCUCUCCUGUACUCCAUGAACUGGAGCGAAUUCCUCUCAGCCGCCCCGAUGGCCAUCAGUCUUAUGGGUGCGUGCUAUGUCGCAUCAACGGUUCCCGGCGCGACCUCUAUAACGCUGUCUCCGCCUGAAGGGGGCUUCAAGCAUUUAAGCUGGAGGUCCCUCAAUGCAAACCUAAUUGAGUGUUCCGAUAUGGGUCGAAUCGCCUUCACCCAGGCUGAGGUCAACCUGGGAAACAUUGCCCUUGUUUCCACGAAUAUGUUCAAUAUUAUUAAAGACAUUAUAAGCACCCUCGGGGACCGGAAUGCUGCCAAGGACCUGAAAUUCCACAUGCAGUCUCUGAGAAAGGGGGCAACCAGAUGCCAAGAAUCAAUUACUGAGGUCGAAGAAAGUUUCAACUUGUGGCAAGCCUACGUCCUAGAAUUGCACCAAGCAAGUGUUCAGGAGGAGACAAACACUGAAAACAUGAUCCUUCACAACGAGAUUGAGCUGGAGGCUAAAAAGAGCCGGCUCUCUGGAGUUACUGAAGCGCGAGAUAUGGCCAAGGCGGCAGUUGAGAGAAUGGGAAAAGCCCUCGAUACCGCGGAAGAUGCAUUCAAAGAUGCUGCUGAUAAGUUUCCGUCUGGGUGGGAGGUGAUUGGGAUGCAGUUUGUAUCAUCAGUCGCAAAUACGCUUUCGUCUACAAUGGGAGCAGGAAUGCUUUCUUCAAUGGGCAACACUGGCUCCGUUUUGCAGGCGAUCAACAUAUUUUCCUCGGCAGCCUCUGGAGGAAGAAAUGUUGAAGCCACCAACAAGACAGAGCCCAGCAACCGGCUUCAGAUUCCUGACGUGGACGAUCCGGCAUUCACUUAUGUCCCAAUGGUGCUCUCCAGCGUGCGAUCCUUGGGAGCAUUGCUAAGCGGCAAGGAUGGCGGGGUUGAUUGGGAUAGCAUAGUGAAACCCGGAAGCGAAGACGGCUUCCGUUUCAUUAAAUCUCUCUUUGAGAAAGCAAAGGGCUCGCUACAAGCGUCUGAGCGACCACCCAGCAAAAAGCUCAAUCAAGUAUUGGACACCACAAUCGAGGUUAUGGAUGAAGUAUCCGAUACUGCAGCGCAGUUGAAUGAACUUGGGACAAACCCUCCAGACAAAUCUUCGGAAAAGGUUGUUAGGUGGAAUCGGCUGGUCAACGAAGCACGUGAGGCACUGCUGGAGCUGAACGGUAUCCUUCAAGCUGUGCCUGGGGGCGCCUCUGGACAGACUCCUCUGGUAAAUGCCGGGCAGCCUGUAUCCAGCCAUGGCAGAUCUGACUCUUUGGUCGCCAACUACGUCGAAAGUGCCAAGUCGAAUCUGGAGCUCACUCUAGCUGGGUUCACCGCUGCCCAAUCCAACUACCAGAAAGCGUCAGACAGUCUUGUUGAUGUUCAAGUAGCUCUCUCUGGUAUCAUGGAGGAGCUUGCAGUACUCCAAUCGAACAAGAUAUCCUUUACAACGAUCAAAAAUAUCCUCAUCAAAUGCAUCUCCACGCUCUCCAAGCUCAAGGCGGAGAUUACAAAAUUGGCUCGAUUCUUCCUUGCGAUUGGUCAAAUGAUCGAUCAUGCAAUGGAAAACCAGAUCGUUAGGUUCAUUGACUACGUGGAAACCGCAACGAGCGAUGGGCCAUCGAUUGCGGGCUUCACAUUUACAGAUCUUCGCCGCCAGACAAUCUUUACAUUCACAAUGAUGAUACGUGCUUACCUUGGCAUGUUUCGUGGCAUUGGCUUGAUGUAUACAUCGGUGUCCAAAGAAUACAUCUUUCCAGGCCUCGAGUUGUGUGAACAGCUCAGCGUCGAGGCCAAUGCCUCCAACAGUCAGCAGAAUGUCAUGGACAAGAAAUUGAGAGAUCUCAAUAGUUUCAUGAAAGAUGCACAGAAUGGUGUCAAAUCUACGGUCAAAGAUAAUCAACAAGAAAUAAUGGGAAACCUCGAGGAGUACGCUCAAGAAGUUGCCGAGAAUUUGCAAAUGCUUUCGCCCAUUGCUUCAUCCGACAGGCAGGCAAUCGCAUCCGGAACUCAGGUAGUCACUACUACUGUUCACGAGCAGAUUGACAGAGACAAGGGGCUACUCCUGAGGCCAUUCAAUGACAUUGGCUCCUUAUUGAUAAUCACAGAGGAGAACACAGAGAGGGAUUUUUUCGCAGUCUGCUCUGGCUUCUUCAGUAUGGCAGCGACAGUCUCGCCGAUGAAAGGAGACGUUUUUUGCUGCUUAAUAAAAAAGUUUUAUAAAAAAUAA
Messenger RNA from Trichoderma reesei QM6a, 2364 nucleotides. RefSeq lists its product as uncharacterized. NCBI's taxonomy places the organism in Eukaryota, Fungi, Ascomycota, Sordariomycetes, Hypocreales, Hypocreaceae. Bases 1 to 2364 code for a protein of 787 amino acids. The record is from RefSeq and is a predicted model, not a curated record. The transcript has 14 exons.